AUGGCUGAGACAAGGUGGACAAAAACUCGCAAAGUACCGCAUACAACUGUGGAGCGGGUCAGCAAGAGGAUCCUCCCAGCCUUUGCCCACCGGUUCUUCUUCAGCCAGCCGCAGGAGUUCCGCUUGGCCCGGUUGUUCACGGGAGCGUUUUUCGGGGCGCUUGGUGGUGCCGGGUUAUUCCUUGGGCUUAUGCACAACAUCCCAGUGUCCAUGCUGUACAAAAUCAUUUUUGGAUGUGUUUUUAUUGGAUUGUGCAUUAUUGGUGGGGCAUUAUCUUCUUAUUUCCGCUGCUCCAUCUUACUGAUGUUUCCCAGCAUGCUUGGAUCCCGGGGCCAGACCUACCUUACACUUAUUGUAAUCUAUGGACUCUACCAAGGCCCCAUCUCCAACAUUCACCAUAAUGUGCAGGAUGUGGCCUUUUCUAUGGGCUGUAACAUAGAACUGCAGAUCCAGCACAGCAAAGUUAUGUGGAAGGUGGUGUUUGAUCCCUUCAUGCAAGUGAUGCAAGGCAUUGUGGAUGACCAAGGGAAGUUUCAGGAUGAGGCAAAGAAUGUGACCAGAAGUUUCCAGAGUGUCAGCAAGGAGGUGAUGCAGGGGUAUGGAUAUGACAACCAUGAAGAAGAACCUGUACUGAAGGGAAGAAGCACCCAGGAUGUGUUUGUUGCCAAGACCAUGAUGCGCUGUGAAUAUGUUGUGCAACAGGGUAUAGAUCGUUGUCAGGAAUGGUUCGAUGUUAAGUGGCAGGAGUGCAUGGAAACUGUGAAGGCGCCUCUGAUCAGCCACUUCCUUUGUGUGCCCAUGCAGUUCCAUUUCCUAUGUGACAUCAUGAGAGUAAUGACUCCCUGGUGCAAAGAGGAGAUCCCUGUGGAGGGGAACUUUGGACAAACCUAUGACAAGCUCAACUCUUCCAUCAACAAGCUGGGGGAAGACUUCACCACUUCCUUAGUCGCCAAGAAGACAGAACAGCAAUCUUUACUUGGAGUGACAGACUUACAUGAAGCAUUUUCUGAGGAGCUACGUAAAAACUUUGAGGAGAAGAAGGUCUUUGUAGAACAAUUGCUGGAGGUCUUCCAGGUCCUCCUCUCCUGCACUUUCAUCUUAAUCUUCAUCUCGGCAUUUAAUUAUGCCAGACAAUACUGCCAGGUCAUUCGCUUUGACAACAUGUACAUAACCACUUACUUCAGACAGAUAGAUGCCCGCAGGAGAAAGGCGGGCAAGCGUUACCUCUUACCACUGAAGAAAGCUGAAAGCAGCAAUUUCAUUUACCCCUGGAGUCUCUCCAUACACCCCAGUGAGCUCAAGCUUGUAACUGUUGGCUUGCUGAAGGUGUGUGGUCUGAGCUUCUUUGUUGGAAUUAUGCUGGCCACUGACUGGAUCCUGUAUCACAUCUUUGACAUCAUCCGCAGGCACACGUUCACGGAGUACUCCUUCACCAGCAGUCAUCAUAUAGAAGUCAACAUCGGUGGCAAAUCCAUGCUAGCUACGCUCCUACGGAAAACAAUUGGUGCCUUUAACACCUCCUCCAACAUCGACAUGAUGUCGAGCAACAGGCACUGCCUGCCCCAGCCGCGUGCUCUCAGCGGGGGGGAGUACCUGUGGAGCACGCUGCCUGUCCUGGUGAUGGUCCUUAUGUGCUGUCUGCAGGUGUACAGUAACCGCCUGCGGCGUGUCAUCUGUGCCUUCUAUUUUCCCAAGCGGGAGAAGAGGAGGGCUCUUUUCCUGUACAAUCUACAGAUCCAGAGGCGGAUCUCAUACCUGGACACCCAGCGCAAACGUCUAAUGAGACGAGGGAGACCAGGGAGGAAUAUGUUGUCAGUUUUCUCCUCCAUGUUUGAGAAACUAGGCUGUAGGCUUCAGUGGUGCUGUGUUUGCAGAGAGCGACAGAGAGGGAACCAGGGAGUGGAGUGUUCUGUCCAGGGCUGCAAAGUGGUCUACUGCCCCCAGUGCUGGAGGGACCUAGGCAGGAUUUGCUUUGCUUGCACCUCUUACGCCCAGUAUGACGUAGAAGACAGCCACAGUGAUUCGGAUGGCGACUAUGCUGAAUAG
This is a messenger RNA of Megalops cyprinoides (Indo-Pacific tarpon), 2046 nucleotides long. RefSeq names its product DC-STAMP domain containing 1 (gene dcst1). Bases 1 to 2046 code for a protein of 681 amino acids. NCBI's taxonomy places the organism in Eukaryota, Metazoa, Chordata, Actinopteri, Elopiformes, Megalopidae. The record is from RefSeq and is a predicted model, not a curated record. Gene Ontology annotation, cellular component: membrane. The transcript has 16 exons.